This is a messenger RNA of Gloeophyllum trabeum ATCC 11539, 1656 nucleotides long. RefSeq lists its product as uncharacterized. The record is from RefSeq and is a predicted model, not a curated record. The annotation marks the transcript as partial. The transcript has 6 exons. Lineage: Eukaryota; Fungi; Basidiomycota; Agaricomycetes; Gloeophyllales; Gloeophyllaceae.
CUUGACGACGAUAUUCUCGUCUACCUGUUCUCGUUCCUAUCCGUUCCUGACAUCCUUCCGUGCUAUAAUAUCAAAAAACGAGGAUAUCCGUUUCCUGAAACGUCGCCGACAACUAUGGACGCCUCAGAACUCGAGCAGAGAGCCCGCCGUGCUCACGAGUUGGGCGUGAAAUGGACGUCCUCGAGUUCUAUGUCCCCGCGCACAUCCUUGACUUUCGAAGCUAAUUCGGGAAACCCGAUUAUGAAUUUACGCUUCUUGCCUGGUCUGGACGGCGAGUGGAUCGUUACCAUAUCCCAAGGCAUCUGGUCUGUCCUGGCGUUCUGGCAUGUCCCCCAUGACGAGUCCUCCAAGCCUGCCAAGAUGGCGGAAUGGACACGCAAGGGGGCGUUCUUCCAUACCUUCCAGCACAGGUCAGAUCAUCAGAUAGACAUCCUACAGCUGCGGCGUAAUGUGUACAAUGGACUACCAUCCCUGAAACUGAUAACCUCUAUUGAGACUUCUCACUUGCCAAUCACCUUGGGGGGCGAUAUCCUGGCAAUGAGCGACCGUGCUUCCGAAACGAGGAUACUCAACUGGAAAACCGGUAGCGAAGCCGUCCUGCAAGAUCGGGAGGAGACUCCCCUAGGAACUUGGCAAUACAACAGGUGCCUGCAAGUCGUAUUCGCGCAUGAGAGCGUCUUGGUCGUCCGUGCGCGCUCCGUGAAUCUCUUCCCUGAACCCGUCUUGGAAAGAAACGACAAGAUCCGCGUGUACGAGCCUCUCGCAACAUGCUCUCUCGGAUGGCCCGACGCCGUAGCAGUCACCGUCGUCCACCCAGAAGCGGAGGAAGCGAAUGCGAUCUCCAACAAUCAUCGGCCAUUGUCGUUUCUCUUUCGGGAGGACAGCGACGACCCAUGGGCUCCGAAUACGUGUUCGCUGACGCUCUUCGAGCUAGCCCCCGACCCUACAUACCACUCCAUCCGUGACAACCCCGAUCUCGCGUCGUCCAGUCCCGCACGCUCUCCCUAUAUCUUUCCUCCCGCCCGCAAAUGCCGGUUAUCGACCGUGCAAGGAUUCUUCCGCUGCAACAACCUAUUCCUGGGCAAGUUCGGCACCGCACUCUGGAUCCAGCCGCGCGAGUUGGGCCAUGCCGGUUUGACCGGCCUUGACUUGCACAGCCAGGAAGCCCAGGUGGCUGGGCCCGCGCCCGCGAAAGAGUCGCUGAUGGCGACGGUGUUCCCGGGCCCGCUUUAUCGCUCGGAGGAGGGGCUCGUGAGCAGAAAGCUGUUGACAAAUGAGUCGAGGUACUGGGUCUCGAUGGAUUACGACGAGGAACUAGGGAUGGUCGCGCUAGGCAAUAAUCAGGGCGAUAUCACGGUACUCAGAUUCUCGAGUGUAGCGUCGUUCUUCUCCUCCCUGUUCCCCACGGCGUACGCAGACGCUCCGGAGGAGAAGGAGGAGGAGCAGCCUAAGGAGCAGGAGGAGGAGGAGAGCAAAGACGAGGGCGAGGGAGAGGAGGGUGGGGAGGCGGAGGAAGAGGAGGAGGAGCCCGCGCUAAGAGAGGAGUGCCAGAACUCGAGCAAGUGCGCUUCGUUAACGAAGCACUUCCAACAUUGCCAGGAGAAGGUCAGCUCUGGCCAGGGGUUCAAGGGGGAGGACUGUGUUGAGGAGCUGUGC